ACCAGUUUCCUACAACAAGUCGUGAUAUUACAUCAACACCGCCAACUCCACCUGGUGCCAAAGAUGGCCUCAAGCCCAACGGAGACACCCUUUUCGUCUCUCGGUCUGGUGCUAUUCUUAGCCCUAGCCCUCGCUCUCCACCAACCACAUCCUCCCUCCUUGUACCCACCCCCCGUCCUCUCAGUGAAAUCCCUUCAGCUCGGAGCAGUAUGAUGGGAGAGGAUAAUGACUCGGAGUAUGAAACUGCUGACGACAUGGAAGGUGAUUCGGACGGAACCCAUACUCCUCACCCGCCUUCGCCUCCACACGACAUAUCUACUCUGCCAGAGAUCAGGAACUCACAUAGUGAUGGUUCAACUCUGGAUGCAUCGCCGAGAAUAUCGCCAAAUCUACCGGACCAGCAAAAUGCCAAUGACCCACAGGGCAAUGAGUCUGUUUCUCACGAGAGCCAGAACCCGGAGGCGUCUACUUCAAACUCCACUGCAUCAACUUCGACACAAGGUAGGAGGAAGAGUGUUAGGAUGCUCAUCUAUCCUACCGUUGCCGUUUCCCCUCCGGAGCGGUACGAUGAUGAGACAGUGACUCCAAGCCGAAGCGAUCAAUCACCUCCUUUAACUCCAGCGAGCAGUAGCACUAUACGUGCUGCCCCAAGUGCAACUGCUGGUCCCAGUACAUGGGAAACGAGGAUCAACGCUAGCCACAACGUCUGGGAUGAUUCCAGCGAGGAGGAUGAAGAAUACCGGCGCGCAAAGAGAGCUUUAUCACGGGCAACAGAACCCCUUG
Molecule: messenger RNA, 783 nt
Organism: Acaulospora colombiana
Lineage: Eukaryota; Fungi; Glomeromycota; Glomeromycetes; Diversisporales; Acaulosporaceae
Source: the annotation of a GenBank genome assembly